UAUUUCUGUUCCACAGAUUCCCUUCCAUUUUCAUAAUGACCCUGAAGUGAGGAUAACUCCAGGCCAUGUACAUAGGCAACUUUGUACUACUGCUUCUCUUGUUGAUGCUGAUGGUGGACAACUCACUGACAUACGAUUCUGAGCAUGAUAACUGCACCACCAUUACUAUUGAAAGAGGUACAAAAUACUAUAAAAAUCUUGGUGACUCAGCCACUCUAGAGUGCCCGGUGACCUACUGCAACAAAAAGCCUGAAAUGAAUUGGUAUAUGUGGAACAAGAGCAAAAAGAAGUUCCAUAUUUUGUAUCCUGAAAAAGAAUACUGGAUAAGUGAAAAGAAGUUUGUUUUGAAUUUUCAAUCAGUUAAUAAAAAUGACAGUGGGCAGUAUCGUUGUGAAGCGAUUGUAAGAAAAAAUAAACUUACGAGUCAUGUUAUAGAAUUAAUUGUUCAAGAUCACAGUAACUCAUCAGUGUUUCUAAAUGGUACAAAUACUACAGAAGAUCAGAAACUACCUAAAAAGAACAAGAUGUUGAUUAUGAUUUCAUCCCUCGGUACUCUGUUCCUCAUUGUUGGCUGCUUUGGAGGGCUGUGUUUCACAAAGAGGCGUCAAGUAAAAAACACACAGAAAGUAAAAAAUCCAGAAAGUGGAAAUAACAGGAACACCCAACACUGCAAUGAUAGCACGACUCAUAUCUCAGAUGAGGGAGCCAUCUCUAAUGAAGAUUCCAUGCCUUGCUUGUUUCAAGUUCCCAAUGGGAAUCAAGACAAUUAUCAGACGGCAUCUAGAACUAGUCUAAGUUCCAUGAAGUUCAAUGAAGGUCUAACACGAUAUAAGGAAGACCCAAUUAUUUAUGCAACAUUAAGCCAUGGAGAACUUUUUCAGAGAAGCAAGCCCUCUGAAGAAACACAAUUUACAGAAUAUGCCAUCAUUAGACUGAAGAACUAAAGCUUCAAUGGCUGAAAGGAACCAGUGAUGGAGGCCACAUGCUUUCUCUGAUUACCAUCUGCUAAGAACAACUGGAGGAAAUGUCUACGUCCAGGCUUUAGGCUUCCAGAGAUAAAGUUGGCUAUACAAUAGCAACCAGGAUGCUGGCCUAGAUAAAUAUUUAAUCUAUUUAAUGAGCAUUUUUAUAUCUCUGAUGAUUAAUUAAAUC
Molecule: messenger RNA, 1152 nt
Organism: Protobothrops mucrosquamatus (brown spotted pit viper)
Lineage: Eukaryota; Metazoa; Chordata; Lepidosauria; Squamata; Viperidae
Gene: BTLA
Product: B and T lymphocyte associated
Exons: 6
Coding region: 66-944 (292 amino acids)
Biological process (GO): immune response-regulating cell surface receptor signaling pathway
Cellular component (GO): plasma membrane
Molecular function (GO): signaling receptor activity
Source: RefSeq, a predicted model, not a curated record